AUGGUGGAGGGCGGGCGGUGGUGUGCUAGGGCGGGUCAAAGAAAGCAGCAGUUGAGCGAUCAAUAUAGCGCGCGAGGUUGCGCCGCGGGCACAGCACCGCAGCACGCGGCGGGCCCGCGUACCGCUCGCGGCCUGCCGCCGCAAGCAAUGGCCGACAUGCCGGACCUAUCGCACCUAACGCCCGAGGAACGCGCCAUCAUCGAGGGCGUUAUUAUGCGACAACGACAGGAGGAACAACGCGAACACGAGAUCAUGAGGCGAAAACAAGACGAAGUGGCCGUUUUGGAGCAGACCAUACGAACUAGAAAUGAGAUGCAAAGAGCUGCCGGUGUAGAACUAGCGGCUACUUGUGAAAUUUGCUUGAAAACCAAAUUUGCUGACGGUAUUGGGCAUUCCUGUCACUACUGCCGAGUGAGGUGCUGCGCUCGUUGCGGGGGCAAAGUCACUCUACGCUCAAACAAGGUCAUAUGGGUCUGUAUUCUCUGUCGUAAAAAACAAGAGCUGUUAUCAAAAACCGGACAAUGGAUUCACAAGAGCACCGGCCACGACUCAAUGCUGUGGCGAAUGGAAUCGGACAUGAGGAAUUUACCCUCGCAGGUAGAUUCAACAUUAGAUAAAAGACCCAAGUUAGAGAGAGCGCACAGUGCAGCAGAAAAAGAGAAUCAACCGUUGCAGAGGUCUGGUAGCGCUCUGCGACGCCAAUACAGCCAGCAAGAGGCAAAGUGCUACGGAGAACUGGAGGGCUUGUCCCGCACUCACCCACAUCUAGUACAUUCGAGACAGAAGUCAGCGUACGGCUUAGACGACAUGGGUGCCCCGCCGCCGUCGCAGCUGUUGCCCCUCCCCCACAUGUCAGCAGUGCACCCCCCGAUGCCCCCCCGGUCGUCGUCGUCCGACGACGAGGUCCCGGAAUGCGUGUCCGACGAAAACGACGAAUACAGAGAUCGCGGUAAAGAUAGGAGCGGUCCUGCUGGUGCAAGAAAGCAGCGCCAAGCGAUAUUAGACGACAAAAUGAAUAAAUUUUUAUCGGUGAGACGGGACUUAUGUUAG
Leptosia nina is the source of this 1050-nucleotide messenger RNA. The record is from the annotation of a GenBank genome assembly. NCBI's taxonomy places the organism in Eukaryota, Metazoa, Arthropoda, Insecta, Lepidoptera, Pieridae.